Plasmodium gaboni is the source of this 1809-nucleotide messenger RNA. Its product is annotated as putative glycoprotease. The coding region runs from base 1 to 1809 and encodes 602 amino acids. Gene Ontology annotation, cellular component: EKC/KEOPS complex; cytoplasm. NCBI's taxonomy places the organism in Eukaryota, Apicomplexa, Aconoidasida, Haemosporida, Plasmodiidae. Gene Ontology annotation, biological process: tRNA threonylcarbamoyladenosine modification. The record is from RefSeq and is a predicted model, not a curated record. The transcript has a single exon.
AUGGAGGUUAACAAAAAAGAGAAUGAGAAGAAAUACAUUUUAGGCAUAGAAGGGAGCGCGAAUAAAUUAGGAAUAAGUAUUAUAAAUGAAGAUAUGAAUAUAUUAAUAAAUAUGAGAAGGACAUAUAUAUCUGAAAUAGGGUGUGGAUUUAUACCUAGAGAAAUUAGUGCUCAUCAUAAAUAUUAUAUAAUAGAUAUGAUAAAGAAUUGUUUAAAAAAAUUAAAUAUAAAAAUAAGUGAUAUUACAUUAAUAUGUUACACAAAAGGCCCAGGUAUAGGAUCAGCUCUUUAUAUAGGUUAUAAUGUAGCAAAAAUUUUAUAUUCUUAUUUUAAUAUACCAGUGGUUGGAGUUAAUCAUUGUAUUGCUCAUAUAGAAAUGGGUAUAUAUAUAACAAAAUUAUAUAACCCUAUAGUUCUUUAUGUAAGUGGAAGUAAUACACAAAUUAUUUAUUAUAAUGAUCAUAAAAAGAAAUAUGAAAUUAUAGGAGAAACCUUAGACAUUGCCAUAGGUAAUGUUAUUGAUCGCUCAGCAAGAAUUUUAAAAAUUUCAAAUGCACCUUCACCAGGAUAUAAUGUGGAACUCUUAGCUAGAAAAAAAUAUCUACUAAAUAUUUUGAAAAAAAAAAAAAAUAAAAGUAAUAUGAAACAAGAACAAGAAGUCAAAGAUAAUAAUAUCAACACAGAUGAAUUAAAUGAUAAACAAAUGAAUGAUAAUAAAAAAAUUGAAGACUUUACAGAAUUAUUAUUCUUUCCUUAUACUAUUAAAGGUAUGGAUAUAUCUUUUAGUGGUUACGAUUUUUAUAUUACCAAAUAUUUUUGCAAAUAUAUGAAUAAAAAAUCUAAAGCUCUAAAUAAGGAGGGAAAAAAAACAGCCCAUCAAAAUUGCCAUGAAAAAGGUAAGGAUAAACAAAAUGGUAAUAAUAUAAAAUAUAAUGAAAAGAAAGACAAAGAAGAAGAAGAAGAAAAAAAAAAAAAAAAAGAAGAAUAUAAAAAGUAUACACAUAAUGAAACAAAUAAAAAAUGCAAAAUACAAAAAAUAAGUGAACAAACAAUUCAUGUUAAUCAAAAUGAAGUAGAAAAAGAAAAUUUUGAACAUACGCAACUUUUAAAUGAUAACAAUAAAAUUGAUUAUGAUAUGCAUAAAGAAAAUAUACAUAAUUAUCAUAAUAAUGUCAAAGAUGAUAUUCAAGAUAAUCAUAAAGAUAGCGUGCAAAAUAUAAAUGAUGAUGAUAAUAAUAAUAAUAGUAAUACCCUUCAAAAUAAUAAUAAAUUAUUUUAUGUUGCUGGUCUUAAAGGUAAUUCCUACUAUGAAGAUAAUAUAAUUUUUGAAAGUGAACAUAAAGAAAACUACGGAGAAAAUGACCAAUAUAAUGAUGAUAAUUGUUCUAUUGAAACUGCUAGUGAUUUCUAUGAAAAAAGUUUAAAUGAAGAGGAACAUGAUAUAAUUGAUCUUACAGAUGAAGAAAAGAGAAAAAUACAAAUAUGUUAUAGCUUACAACAUCAUAUUUUUAGUAUGCUUAUUGAAAUUACAGAAAGAGCUAUAGCAUUUACAAAUAGUAAAGAGGUUAUAAUUGUAGGAGGAGUUGGAUGUAAUUUAUUUCUUCAAAAUAUGAUGAAAAAAAUGGCUAAACAAAAAAAUAUUAAAAUUGGAUUCAUGGAUCAUAGUUAUUGUGUUGAUAAUGGAGCUAUGAUAGCAUAUACGGGUUAUUUAGAAUAUAUACAUGCAAAAAAUAAAGACAUAUAUAAUUUUAAUAAUAUAACCAUUCAUCAGAGAUAUCGAACUGAUGAUGUAUUUGUAACAUGGAAAUGA